This is a messenger RNA of Exophiala dermatitidis NIH/UT8656, 963 nucleotides long. RefSeq lists its product as uncharacterized. The coding region runs from base 1 to 963 and encodes 320 amino acids. The record is from RefSeq and is a predicted model, not a curated record. The transcript has a single exon. NCBI's taxonomy places the organism in Eukaryota, Fungi, Ascomycota, Eurotiomycetes, Chaetothyriales, Herpotrichiellaceae.
AUGAACCACAACCAUUACAGAUCAUUAUCCUUGAUUCGCUUUUUGAGGGGAUUGUCAAGCAGUUCAAGUUCGCAAGGCGUUGCGCAAGGCGGCGUCAAGCAGCUACAAUUGCAAUCCCCAUGGCUAGCCCCGGCCAUUAUUGAUCUCCUGUUUCCACGACACAGAUUCGGGUCCAGUCGAUUCAAUGCGAUUGUCCUUCUCUUCCUCCGAUUGUUCUACCAUGCGGCGUCGUAUGAAGGUGCCGCUGCCGUUGCCACGCCCAGCAUGGAUGGCACUUCCAGUCUUCUCACUCAUCCGAUUCCACGGCACUAUCCUUCGGACGACUUUGUUGAAAGGCAACCCACCGAUACUCAUCCCUUGCCUGGCCUGCCUUCACAGCUAAAGUCAUACCAAAAACUGUCAACAUCAGCAUGGCUAGAAGCCAUUCAGAAUGAGGCAGGUCAAUACAGACACUGUCGGAUCCAGUCCAUCAGUUGGAUCAAAGCACUCGCAUCUCCCUUCUCGCACGAGUUCAUCCAGUUCAUCGUCGAGGACAGUGUCAGUGGAGAACGGACCCGCGUGGUUGCUGGGCGUGAAGACUCGGGGGAUUGGGUGUAUGUAGGAUGGAACUGGCAGUCUGGACAGGUGCCGAAUGACCAUUACAUACUUCCUUUGCCUCUGUUGACGUUAACUUUUGGGUGUGAAACUGGCGGACGACUGCCGGAUGUGCAUUCGCUCGCGCAGCUGUUGGCGGCCACCACGGAAAGGCAACCGUACUAUACCUUCCACCGGGAGAUGUGUUGGUGGUAUGCCGAGACGGUGUUUGAUGGCAUGUUUUCAAAAUAUGGUGGCAGCGUCAAGGAGUGGGAGUGGGCGAAGUAUCGGUACUCUUUUAUUGUUAAGACGAGUCUGUUGAGGAGAAAGGUCUUGACUGAGCAUGCUGAGAGGUUUAAGAGCGAGUUGAUGGAGGGGAUGGAGUAUUAG